Messenger RNA from Paraphaeosphaeria sporulosa, 1619 nucleotides. RefSeq names its product P-loop containing nucleoside triphosphate hydrolase protein. The transcript has 6 exons. Gene Ontology annotation, molecular function: GTP binding; ATP hydrolysis activity. Bases 95 to 1348 code for a protein of 417 amino acids. Lineage: Eukaryota; Fungi; Ascomycota; Dothideomycetes; Pleosporales; Didymosphaeriaceae. The record is from RefSeq and is a predicted model, not a curated record. Gene Ontology annotation, cellular component: cytoplasm.
AAAGCGCAUCGUGAAUUCCAUCACAUAUUGUCGUCAGCACGACUUUCCACAUUAACUUAUCCGUUCGCUGAAACCUAUAUUAUACCAGUACGCCAUGCCUCGCGAUCCUUUGAUUGGUCUCGUCGGCAAGCCUUCGUCGGGAAAAUCAACAACACUCAACAGCUUGACAGAUGCUACCUCCAAAGUUGGCAAUUUCCCCUUCACCACCAUUGAUCCCCAGCGCGCAAUCGGAUAUCUGCAGAUCGAAUGCGCGUGCAAGCGCGUGGGCCUGGAGAGCAAGUGCAAGCCAAACUACGGGAGUUGCGUCGAUGGGCGGCGGAGCGUGCCGAUAGAGCUGCUCGAUGUGGCGGGCUUGGUUCCUGGGGCGCACAUGGGGAAGGGGCUGGGGAAUCGAUUUUUGGACGAUCUCAGGCAUGCAGACGCGCUGGUGCAUGUGGUGGAUGUGAGUGGGACGACGGACGCGGAAGGCAAGGCGACAAGAGGCUACGAUCCCAGUCAGGACAUUGUCUGGCUGCGCUCCGAGAUCGUGCGGUGGAUACAAGGAAAUCUGAUGGAGAAAUGGGGCUCCAUAAAACGGCGCCACGUUGCCGUCAAAGCGACCGCCGUCGAAACGCUGCAAAACCAGUUCUCAGGCUACGGCUCCACCUCCGCCGUCGUCGCGCGCUGCCUCGACAAGCUCGCCCUCAAGGAGCCCCUCCAAGACUGGUCCGACGCCACCGUCGAGGCUGUAGUCAACGCCUUCACAGAUGAGAAAUUCCCCACCGUCAUCGCGCUCAACAAGAUCGACCACCCGGACGCAGACAAGAACAUCGCAAAGAUCGCAAAGAUGCAGGAUCCCCAGAGCAUCGUGCUGUGCAGCGCGAUAUCCGAGGUUUUUCUGCGGAAGCUCGCGAAGCAGGGGUUUGUGAGGUAUACUGAGGGCAGCGAGUUUGUGGACACAAGGGAGGACCUUAUCGAGGCGGGGGAUCCGGAUGGCGGGGGGUUGAAAGAGCUGGACGAGAAGCUGCGCACAAGGAUCGAGAAUCUGAAGGACAUGGUGCUGUACCGGUUUGGCUCGACGGGCGUCGUGCAGGUGCUGUCCCGCGCGGCGGAUCUGCUCGGGCUGGUACCUGUCUUUCCGGUGCGGAAUAUCAGCAGUUUCUCAAGCGGGAGCGCGAGUUCGACGGCGGUGUUUCGGGACUGUGUGUUAGUCAAGAAGGGGAGCACGGUGGGCGAUGUGUACAGAAAGGUUAUGGGGGAUGCGCCGAUGGCGUAUGUGGAGCGGGAGGGGGGCGUGCGGGUUGCGGAGGAUGAUUUGGUGAAGGUGGGGAAGAACGAUAUCUUGUCGUUUAAGGUGGGGAGGGCGUAGGAGGCUGAGGGAGAGGGGAAGUCUCAGCUUGUGAGAAACGGAAUUUGUGACUGGGAUUAGAGUUUCGUGAACAAGAGAUGGACGAAGGCUCCCUCGGGAAGGCCUGGGCUCGAGCAUUUGGGAGAAGCACUCAUCAGUGUUGACAGCUAGGAGGAAGGCCGCUGAUCAGAUAUGUGACUUUUAUCUUGAAGGCAUUCCGAAUGAUUGAAAUUUCACAAUGCUUCAAUUGUACGUCACAAUUGAGAUACAUCUCUGCUUUUCAAUAGCUAGC